Xiphias gladius (swordfish) is the source of this 1081-nucleotide messenger RNA. Its product is annotated as dual specificity protein phosphatase 13-like. Lineage: Eukaryota; Metazoa; Chordata; Actinopteri; Istiophoriformes; Xiphiidae. Gene Ontology annotation, molecular function: protein tyrosine/serine/threonine phosphatase activity; MAP kinase phosphatase activity. The record is from RefSeq and is a predicted model, not a curated record. The coding region runs from base 93 to 686 and encodes 197 amino acids. The transcript is spliced from 3 exons. Gene Ontology annotation, cellular component: cytoplasm. Gene Ontology annotation, biological process: protein dephosphorylation; negative regulation of MAPK cascade.
GGUUGUAGUAAAGCCUCAACAGAGUUUGACGAUACGUGUUGGGAUAAGAAAUGAUACAGGUGAAGAGUAUCAGAGUAGCAAGGCAACUAUAAAUGCGCAUGCAGCCAACAAUGAAUCAUCCGCAGGAAAGCAGUGCAGAUUCUCCGGCCACUUCCUCUGUGAAAGAUUUGGUGAAGGUUUUGUACGGCGGGAAAAGAUUUGGUAAUCACGUGGAUGAAGUUUGGCCUAACCUGUUCAUUGGCGACAUGUCAGUGGCCAAUGAUCGCUACAGCCUGUGGAAGCUGGGAAUCACUCAUGUUCUCAAUGCAGCUGAUGGGAGGCCGCACUGUCAGGGGAGCCACGACUUCUAUGGCUCCGCGGUGGAUUACUGUGGAGUGCCCGCAGAUGACUCGCCGUCCUUUGACCUCGCUCGCUAUUUCUUUCCCUCCGCCGAGUACAUUCAAAAUGCACUUAACGCGACUGGCGCUCGGGUUUUGGUCCACUGUGCAGUUGGGGUCAGCAGGUCUGCCUCCCUCGUCCUGGCCUACCUAAUGAUCCACCACCACUACACCCUACUGGAGGCCAUCAAUAAGGUCAAAGAGCGCCGGUGGAUUUUCCCAAACAGGGGCUUCCUCAGACAGCUUUAUGCUUUGGAUGUGAAACUACGACAUCAUGAGUGCACUCCAAUGAAUGAAAUAUCAAAAUGAAUUGAUUACAGAGCCUCAAUCUGCCAGUGGAGGGAGAUACUGUGCUUUGACUUUAGUUUGUUUCAAGAAUGGUAUUGAAUCAAAUGCACUUUCCUUGACUCUACUGCUGUGUGUGAUGUGAAUCGUGCUGCCUUUUCACAAGAUCCUGAUCCUGCUUAUACUAAUGGAUCAGUGUAAUCAACCUGAACAUGACUCAAUAUGAGACAAGAUGACGUUUUAUUACCUUUCUUUUGUAUUAUGUUGAAGGAAAAUUACAUCCAUUAUGUUGUGGGUCAAAUUAACCCAUGAGUUGAAUUCAUUCUAACGCAGUUUAAGACUUUGCUUUGUGUGUGUGUGUCUGUGUGUGUUCGGUGUGGACGCACAAAACAUUAACCUUUAAUUUCAAACCCCACUGU